AUGGGGUACAGCAGAGCGGCCUGGCAGAUGGCCCGUGUGUGGGAGUCCCUUCAGGUGGACAGCGGCCACCAGAGGGCCCCCAGCUGCGUCCACGGGCCCCCAGCUGCGUCAACGGGCCCCCAGCUGCGUCAACGGGCCCCAGGUGCGUCCAUGGCACCCGCCCCGGACGCCCAGCUGCGUCCAGCCCUGAUUUCCCCGCGCGGAAAUUGGCGCUGCGAGCGGAGGAACAUAAAUAUCAUCACAUUUUUGACAGAAAAAUUGAAGGCCACAAGCACAUCUGGCUCCCAGCAGGCCACAAGCCCAUCUGGCUCCCAGCAGGCCACAAGUGCAUCUGGCUCCCAGCAGGCCACAUGUGCAUCUGGCUCCCAGCAGGCCACAUGUGCAUCUGGCUCCCAGCAGGCCACAAGUGCAUCUGGCUCCCAGCAGGCCACAUGUGCAUCUGGCUCCCAGCAGGCCACAUGUGCAUCUGGCUCCCAGCAGGCCACAAGUGCAUCUGGCUCCCAGCAGGCCACAAGCCCAUCUGGCUCCCAGCAGGCCACAAGUGCAUCUGGCUCCCAGCAGGCCACAUGUGCAUCUGGCUCCCAGCAGGCCACAAGCACAUCUGGCUCCCAGCAGGCCACAAGCACAUCUGGCUCCCAGCAGGCCACAGGCCCAUCUGGCUCCCAGCAGGCCACAAGCACAUCUGGCUCCCAGCAGGCCACAAGCACAUCUGGCUCCCAGCAGGCCACAGGCCCAUCUGGCUCCCAGCAGGCCACAGGCCCAUCUGGCUCCCAGCAGGCCACAAGCACAUCUGGCUCCCAGCAGGCCACAGGCCCAUCUGGCUCCCAGCAGGCCACAGGCCCAUCUGGCUCCCAGCAGGCCACAAGCCCAUCUGGCUCCCAGCAGGCCACAGGCCCAUCUGGCUCUCAGCAGGCCACAAGCCCAUCUGGCUCCCAGCAGGCCACAGGCCCAUCUGGCUCUCAGCAGGCCACAAGCCCAUCUGGCUAA
Messenger RNA from Procambarus clarkii (red swamp crayfish), 987 nucleotides. Its product is annotated as mucin-21-like. The record is from RefSeq and is a predicted model, not a curated record. Gene Ontology annotation, biological process: extracellular matrix organization. NCBI's taxonomy places the organism in Eukaryota, Metazoa, Arthropoda, Malacostraca, Decapoda, Cambaridae. Gene Ontology annotation, molecular function: extracellular matrix structural constituent conferring tensile strength.